Molecule: messenger RNA, 749 nt
Organism: Cricetulus griseus (Chinese hamster)
Lineage: Eukaryota; Metazoa; Chordata; Mammalia; Rodentia; Cricetidae
Source: RefSeq, a predicted model, not a curated record
UACAGUUAAAAGUUAAAAAAUUAAAAAAUAUCAAGUGGGCCACCGACCUGGGCUGUCAGGGUCAGGGCUCAGGACCUCAGAAGUGGGGUGUGCCUGUUGCUCUCAUCCUUGUCACCUACCUGAUGCCUUUUCCUUCUGCUUCUCCCCACCUAGCAAUCUAUGAUAAAACCAAAGACAUCCCACACAGUGUCUAUAUGUUCUUCAAUACGUCAGACAUUAGGGAAGCAGUGCCUGAACCCCCAUUGCUGUCCCGGGCAGAGCUGCGUCUGCAGAGAUUCAAGUCAAGUGUAGAACAAGGCCUUGAACUCUACCAGAAAUUCAGCAGAAAUUCCUGGCGUUACCUUGGUAACCGACUGCUGUCCCCCACCGAUACGCCGGAGUGGUUGUCUUUUGAUGUCACUGCGGUUGUACGGCAGUGGCUGAACCAAGGAGAUCCAGUGCAGGGCCUGGUUUUGUGCUUUCGCUUCAGUGCUCACUGCUCUUGUGACAGCAAAGACAACGUACUCCACGUGGAAAUCAACGGGAUCAGUCCCAAACGUCGAGGUGACCUGGGCACCAUUCAUGACAUGAACAGACCCUUCCUGCUCCUCAUGGCCACCCCGCUGGAGAGGGCCCAGCACCUGCACAGCUCAAGGCAUCGCAGAGCCCUGGACACCAACUACUGCUUCAGCUCCACGUGGAAGAACUGCUGUGUGCGACAGCUGUACAUUGACUUUCGGAAGGACCUGGGCUGGAAGUGGAUCCACGAA